AUAUUCACGCACAUCAAAUUAUAGAAACAUUAAUUAAUUAAUUAAUUAAUUAAUGGCAAAUAUGACUCCCCCUUCUCUCCUGAUCCUCAUCUUAGGGUUUGCCAUCACAACACAAUAUUGCUCGGCGGAUUACGUCCUCGUCUCCCCCCAGGCGCUCGACAGCGGCGACUCCCUAAACUACGGCCCCUACAGGUUCACAAUGCAGAGCGACUGCAACUUGGUUUUGUACGAGUCUGGAAAGGCCAUUUGGGCGAGCAACACCUACAGGAAAGAGUCCACAUGCUAUUGCAAGAUGCAGAGCGACGGCAACCUCGUUGUCUACGACCAGAACCGGAACGUGGUGUGGUACAGCGAUAGCUGGAUGGGCGACGGCGGCCAUUACGUGCUCGUUCUGCAGGAAGAUGGCAACGUGGUGGUCUACGGAACGGCGCGUUGGUCCAGUCAUACGUAUAGAGUUGCUGUU
Molecule: messenger RNA, 463 nt
Organism: Asparagus officinalis (garden asparagus)
Lineage: Eukaryota; Viridiplantae; Streptophyta; Magnoliopsida; Asparagales; Asparagaceae
Product: mannose-specific lectin-like
Exons: 1
Source: RefSeq, a predicted model, not a curated record